CUCCUCUCAGAGUUAGGUGGAGGAGGUGCAGCAGGAGGAGGAGGCGGCCACAGGACCCAACGAUCUCCUUCUGGUUCGGGGACCCCGGACACGACGGGGUCAGGCGGGCUUGAAUGGGUUCACAGACGCGGCGGCUCGCGCACGGACUGGGACGCCAAUGAGAGCGCGCGCGCGCUAAUUAGAAAAACCUGGUGGAGCAAUUAAGCGCGAGGAGAGAAGAAGGAGGCAGGACGCGCGCACGCUGAGUGCCUGGGCUCCCAGAGAAGCUUGUUCCCGACCCGGUCCACCUUCUGGGCUUCGACUCCAGAGGAGAAAACAAGAAGUUGGAGGAGUUCAGGAGGAGGUUCGGAGCUGCGCGCGCCGGAGAGCGACCUGAUUUAGCGCUCCAGUGUCCUCGGCACCAUGAGUUGGAGUUUUCUGACGCGUCUGCUGGAUGAGAUCUCGAACCACUCCACCUUCGUGGGGAAGAUCUGGCUCACCGUGCUCAUCGUCUUCCGCAUUGUGUUGACGGCUGUCGGCGGUGAAACCAUCUACUACGAUGAGCAGAGUAAAUUUGUCUGCAACACCCAGCAGCCGGGAUGUGAGAACGUGUGCUACGAUGAAUUUGCGCCACUCUCCCACGUCCGAUUCUGGAUUUUCCAGGUGAUCAUGAUCACCACCCCAACCAUUAUGUACCUGGGCUUUGCCAUGCACAAGAUCGCCCGCAUGGACGACUGUGAGUACCGACCCGUUAGAAACAAGAAGAGGAUGCCCAUCGUCAGCCGUGGGGCGGUGCGGGACUAUGAAGAAGCAGAAGACAACGGAGAGGAAGACCCAAUGAUUGCAGAGGAGAUCGAACCAGAUAAACCAGAAAAAGUAGACAAAAGCUCAGAGAAAAAGCAUGAUGGUCGUCGGCGGAUCCUGCGUGAUGGCCUGAUGAAGGUCUACGCCUGCCAGCUGUUCUGGCGCUCCACCUUCGAGGUGGCCUUCCUGUUUGGCCAGUACGUGCUCUACGGCUUCGAGGUGAUCCCUUCCUACGUCUGCUCACGGUCUCCGUGCCCGCACACAGUGGACUGUUUCGUGUCUCGGCCGACAGAGAAGACCAUCUUCCUGCUGGUGAUGUACGUCGUGUCCUUCCUCUGCCUGCUCCUCACAGUCUUGGAAAUCAUCCAUUUGGGGGUCGGCGGCGUCCGGGAUACUUUCCGCAAGCGAGCGGCUCUCGGCUCGCGAUCUCGCCGCCUGCCUUCGGCUCGCUCCAUACCCACGGCCCCGCCCGGAUACCACGCCACCAUGAAGAAGGAGAAACUGAAGGGAGAGUUGAGGGACUUGCCCAUGGGCGACUCCGGGCGAGAGAGUUUUGGUGAUGAGGGUCCCUCAACCAGGGAGCUGGAGCGGUUGAGGAGGCACCUGAAGAUGGCGCAGCAGCAUCUGGACCUGGCAUACCAGGUGGAUGAAGGAAGUCCGUCACGCAGCAGCAGCCCAGAGGUCAACACGGCUGCCCAGACAGCUGCGGAGCAGAACCGCCUCAACUUCGCCCAAGAGAAGCAGGGAGAGUCAACCGAGAAAGGAAUCCGUGCCUGAGCAUCCUUCUACUCCUACUGGCCUUAAACAUGAAGGGGGAGCACAUAUGGGAUGCAGUCAGACCACUGAGGGAGGUGUGCGUGUGUGCGCGCACGAGUGUGUGUGUGUCUGCGCACGAGUGUGUGUGCGUACGAACGAACGAGUGUGUGUGUGUGUGUGUGUGUGUGUGUGUAUUAUUAGUCAGUAAAAACCCAGCUUCUGACUGAGCCGUGUUGUGAUGCACGUUUCAUCUUCACUACACGAAAACUUGACAUCCUGCCACAUCUGGACUUCCUGCUUCAGCUGAACGGUCUCCCAGAUGUUUCGCCCGGCUCACGUCGGACCACUCCAGACUCCUCGGGUCCUUCUGGCCGAGCAGUCACUGUUUUGUUUCACCGAGGAGGGUUCUCUCUUUGCGACCCGUCACUGAAUCGUACGGGCUGUCUGUCGAGGCUUGUUCUCGCAGCGCAGCCUGGGGUUGAGUCUCUCUCAGAGCGCGUGCCAUCUUUUUUGUUUGUUUUGUUGAAGAAGGUUGGCCUCACCCGUUCCUGAGCAGUGACUCCCAACAGAUUGCGGUUCAGUGAGUUCAUCUUUCCAUAAAUGUUCAAUGUUUCCGCUCCAAAUCAGCCGAGAUCUGUACCUGGGCAAUGCUUGAAUUCUUCUUUGAGGGUGUGGGGGGGGAGAGAAACAAAGUUGUGCAGAAAUGAUUCUCCAUCAGUUAAAAUAUUCAGUGUUUUUUAAUCAGCGCAUUUUAUUCAGCAUCAUAUAAUCCACGUCUCACUUUACAGCUUCAAAUAAUAAACCUUUUCCUGGCUUUAGACAAUAUUACAAAAGCAUCUCAAUCACUUUAAACAUUUAUAUUUUUUGCAUUUUAAUUUCUUUCUGGUGACUGCUCUCAAAAUAAACAUGCUCUUUUUUUUUUUUCCCUCUGUGCUCGGGGACCAAAAAGUUGUAAAAAC
Molecule: messenger RNA, 2498 nt
Organism: Nematolebias whitei (Rio pearlfish)
Lineage: Eukaryota; Metazoa; Chordata; Actinopteri; Cyprinodontiformes; Rivulidae
Product: gap junction gamma-1 protein
Exons: 5
Coding region: 403-1560 (385 amino acids)
Biological process (GO): cell communication
Cellular component (GO): connexin complex
Source: RefSeq, a predicted model, not a curated record